AAUUGUCAAAAACUCACAAGGCAUUAUCAUGUGGACAUGCAACCUUUUUUUUCUAUACGCAUUACAGAAAUGAAAACAAUGAUUAGGAUCGCAUGCACGUCAAGAAAACAACCUAUAGCUGUACUUUGAUAUACUAACUCAAAUCAUGUCUUGGCUCAAGCACACAAGCUUCUAGCUAGAUACAACUGCAAACAUAUAUGAUGGCUUUGUCUAAUAAGAAGACGACGACUUGGGCACCGCUUUGACCAGUCAAUACACCAAAUCUGUAUGUAUCAUUUAUAUAAAUAUUAUCUUUCCACAGUUGUUGAAGAAUCACAUAGACAGCACACACGGAUUCCAUGGAGACUAAACAGAGUAUCCCUCUCCUCAUGCCCUAUAAGAUGGGACCCUUCAAUCUUUCUCACAGGGUUGUUUUGGCGCCAUUGACUAGAUCGAGAUCGUAUGGUAACAUUCCUCAGCCUAAUGCCAAAUUAUAUUACACUCAGAGAACAACACCUGGUGGUCUUCUUAUUUCCGAAUCCUGUGUAGUCUCCGAGACAUCAUUGGGCUAUCCGGAUUUACCUGGAUUAUGGAACAGAGACCAAGUGGAGGCAUGGAAGCCCAUCGUGGAUGCGGUUCAUUCGAAAGGCGGUAUCUUCUUCUGCCAGAUUUGGCAUGGUGGCAGAGUUUUUCAUCAAGACCAGCCAAAUGGGGAAGCACCCGUCUCCUCUACAGACAAGCCAUUGAUGUGCAAGAACAUGUAUGGAGGUCAGUUUAAGCCUCCACGGCGGUUAAGGAGCGACGAGCUUCCCGCCAUUGUCAACGACUUUAGAAUCGCUGCACGAAACGCGAUCGAAGCUGGCUUCGAUGGAGUGGAGGUUCACGGCGCACAUGGUUACCUGAUCGAUCAGUUCCUGAAAGACAAAGUGAAUGACAGAAGUGACCAAUAUGGUGGGUCAUUAGAGAACCGCUGUAGAUUUGCUCUUGAAGUAAUCGAAGCAGUGGUGAACGAGAUCGGUUCAGAUCGUGUUGGAAUCAGACUCUCGCCAUUUGCAGAUUACAUGGAGUCAGGAGACUCGAAUCCAGAAGCAUUAGGGCUCUACCUGGUGCAAGCUAUGAACAAGCAUGGCAUGGAGUCGUCUACGGUCACAUGGUUGAACCUAGAAUGAAAACCCUUGAAGGAAUCUUCGAAUGCACGGAAUCGCUUACGCCCAUGCGAAAAGCCUUCAAAGGUACGUUCAUAGUAGCAGGAGGAUAUUCUAGAGAAGACGGGAACAAGGCGGUGGAAGAGGGAAGAACCGAUCUUGUGGCUUAUGGACGGCCGUUCUUGGCGAAUCCGGAUCUGACGAGGAGAUUCGAACUCAAUGAGCCGUUGAAUAGGUACGAUAGAUCAACGUUCUACACUUCAGAUCCUGUAGUGGGCUAUACAGACUACCCUUUCCUCGAGACCACAGAUACAACAACUGCUUAAGGGGUUUAUUCAGAUGCAUUAUUAGCAAAACAUAUUUUUCAAUCACAUAAGGCAAAAAGCUUGCCUCAAACAAGCUUCGGCAGUGUCCAACUCUCCAAGUUUCAUCAUUUCCACUACAAC
Messenger RNA from Arabidopsis thaliana (thale cress), 1570 nucleotides. Its product is annotated as FMN-linked oxidoreductases superfamily protein. The record is from RefSeq and is marked reviewed. The transcript has 5 exons. Lineage: Eukaryota; Viridiplantae; Streptophyta; Magnoliopsida; Brassicales; Brassicaceae. Bases 339 to 1148 code for a protein of 269 amino acids. Gene Ontology annotation, molecular function: oxidoreductase activity; FMN binding.